This is a messenger RNA of Eriocheir sinensis (Chinese mitten crab), 2143 nucleotides long. Its product is annotated as protein Churchill-like. Gene Ontology annotation, molecular function: zinc ion binding. Gene Ontology annotation, biological process: positive regulation of DNA-templated transcription; fibroblast growth factor receptor signaling pathway; multicellular organism development. The record is from RefSeq and is a predicted model, not a curated record. The transcript has 6 exons. The coding region runs from base 307 to 648 and encodes 113 amino acids. NCBI's taxonomy places the organism in Eukaryota, Metazoa, Arthropoda, Malacostraca, Decapoda, Varunidae.
UUUGGCAACGGUGGUGUUUACAGCCUCCUGUCAGUCAGUCCUUGGCGGUCCACGCGUGUUCCACCCUGCCGUGCCCCCGUCAGGCCCUGCUGCAGGCGUCCCGGCACCUCGACAGGACCUAACCUCUUCCCUGCUGACAGACAGACUCGCUGACAACACCCGCCAGUAUUCAGCACUGCCUGGCGGCCGCGCUCCACAGCCUCACCGGACCCAGCACACACCCCAGAGGAAGAAGUCCACCUUCCUGCCGGUGUGCUGGGCUGAGGCAGAGGCGAGAGUGAGGCGCAGGAGAUGUGAGCCACGAGGAUGUGUGAGCAGUGUGUCAAGGAGGAGUAUCCAGACAGGGGCACGGUCUGUCUGGACUCGGGGGCGUACCUGGCAAACCUGGCUGGCUGUCAAGGGUGUGGCCGCAAGGAUACGCUCAAGGUGGCCAACAAGACAGUCGGCCCAUCGGAGGCGAACGAGGAGGUGACGGAGUUUGAGCAUGUGUGUGGAGAGUGCCAACACGUGGUAGCCCGGCACCUUCAUGUCUUCUGGGUGGAGGACGGCUAUCAGAACUACACGAUGAGCUGCAUGCUGUGUGGAGGGGCUGAGGACACGCGAUCCUGCCUCCCUGAUGACCCGCGCUUUGAGGCCGCCCUGUUCUGAGGCAGCCACGACACACAGCCACAGACCCAGCAAAGGUCUCCGCCAGUACAGCCUUAGCCAGCCAGCCCUUGGGAGACCCUGAGCGUCGCCCUUUUCUGCCCCUAGCGCACACACACGCCUUCAGCCAGACCUUGGGAUAACGUCACCCCCGGCUUUGUUUACGCUACAGUGAGUGGGUCAAUGUGUGUGUUUAUGUAGAGUCUUACUGGCGGAGUGAGAGAGUAAGGAGUGUAGGUUUCUGUGUAGUGUUGUGGUGAAGGUUCUUGUGACUUACUGUUAGUCUACAAGCAUUGGUGACUUUGUGAUUCGCUGUUAGUCUGCAAGCAUUGGUGACUUACUAACAAGUGUGUGUGGAUGUGUGUGUGAGUCAGCUGUUUGUGAAUGGAGACAGGGUUAGUAAGAGUGUAGGUUUCCAUGUUGUGUUGUGGUGAAGCUUCUCAUAACUCACUCAUAGUCUGCAAGCACUGUUGACUUACUAACAAGUGUGUGUGUGCAUGUGUGUGGAUUAGCUGUGCAUCAUUAGGAAGGUUUUCAUGUGUAGCAAAUUGUUUAACCUCCAAAAUUGCUGUCAGUCUGCAAGCACUGUUGACUUAACCCUCUCGCGCCCAAUGACGUGUUUCGCGUCAUCAAGGGUAAAAAGGUCCUGGCGCCUGAUGACGUAAGACGCAUCAUAAAAGUUUUAAAAAUUGAUUAAAAAUUAGUUUUCGGUGAAACUGCGUCAAAUUUGGGAGCGUCAUUUGUUAGGAUAAGUUUCUUAAUGGUAACAUAUGGCAACCUUCCUAAGGAGCGUAGAUGAGGAUUCCUUGAUGUCAUUCUGGGCCUGGCGUCACUGAAAGUCUAAGUGGUUGUGUGUGAGUGAGUGUUUCCAUGGCAUAACUCUUGGCUGGGUGUGACAAGAACUGAUUCCUUGAUGUCAUUCUGGGCCUGGCAUCACUGAAAGCCUAAGUGGUUGUGUGUGUGUGAGUGAGUGUUUCCAUGGUGUAACUCUUGGCUGGGUGUGACGAGAACUGAAUUUCUUAUGUCAUUCUGGGCCUGGCAUCACUGAAAGUCUAAUUGGUUGUGUGUGAGUGAGUGUUUCCAUGGCAUAACUCUUGGCUGGGUGUGACAAGAACUGAUUCCUUGAUGUCAUUCUGGGUCAAGUAAAUGUGUACCUUGUUUUGUAUGUAUUAUGUAUUCAACUUUUGUCAAUAAACUAAUGGACUAACUAACUGUCUAACUAAAUAACUAACUACUUAACUGUCUGUCUAACUAACUAACUGUCUAACUAACUGUCUGGGCUGCUGCUAAUGUGGAAUGUUCUCUUAGUACUCAAACAUGUCUUUAGAGCAGAGCAGGUUAGUGUGUGUUCUCUGUGGUGUGGUGAGCGGAUACCAUUACAGACUGAUGCCCUGAACCUGAGACUUAUAUAAUUUCUUCCUGGGUGUUUAUAGCAAGGCAGGUUAGUGUGUGUUCUCUGUGGUGUGGUGAGCGGAUACUAUUACAAACUGAAGCCCUG